CGUCAGCGGUGCGCUGCUUUUGGAGGGCUUGUGAGAGGAAGCUGAGCUGCACUGCACACAUAGCGGGCCGGGCGCGUGCACGUCAGUCCAACUCAUCUCAUCAACGCCGUUCAGCUUCACGAUAUUUGAUCGUAACAAGAUGCCCCUGGGUGAAGAUGGACACUUGUGGAAGAAAAAGACAUCCGACAUCAAGGAGAUCUACGACUUCAAGGAGGUUCUGGGGACAGGUGCCUUCUCUGAGGUCGUCCUAGCCGAGGAAAAGAAAACCUCAAAGUUGGUGGCGAUAAAGUGUAUUCCGAAGAAAGCGCUGGAAGGGAAAGAGAACAGCAUUGAGAAUGAAAUCGCCGUUCUUCACAAGAUUAAACACGCCAACAUUGUUUCACUGGAGGACAUCUACGAGAACACAUCGUACCUCUACCUCGUCAUGCAGCUGGUGUCUGGCGGCGAGCUCUUUGACAGGAUUGUUGAAAAAGGUUUUUACACGGAGAAAGACGCCAGCAAGCUCAUCCAGCAGAUCCUGGACGCCGUGAAGUAUCUCCAUGACAUGGGCAUAGUGCAUCGAGACUUGAAGCCAGAGAACCUGCUAUAUUACAGCAUAGACGAGGACUCCAAGAUCAUGAUCAGCGAUUUUGGCUUGUCCAAAAUCGAGGGCUCGGGUAUAGUCAUGAGCACGGCAUGCGGCACUCCUGGAUAUGUCGCUCCAGAGGUUUUGGCCCAGAAGCCAUACAGUAAAGCAGUGGACUGCUGGUCCAUCGGUGUCAUCGCGUACAUACUCUUGUGCGGCUAUCCGCCAUUUUACGACGAGAACGACGCCAAGCUGUUCGAGCAGAUCCUGAAAGCCGAAUAUGAGUUUGACUCUCCGUACUGGGAUGACAUCUCUGAUUCAGCUAAGGACUUCAUCGUACAUCUGAUGGAGAGAGACCCGAAACGGCGCUACACGUGUGAGCAAGCACUGCAGCAUCCAUGGAUUGCUGGAGAUACAGCACUGGACAAGAACAUCCAUGAGUCUGUGAGUGCUCAGAUCAAGAAGAACUUCGCCAAGAGCAAAUGGAAGCAAGCGUUUAAUGCCACAGCAGUGGUCCGGCACAUGCGUCGCCUCCAACUGGGCACCAGUCAAGAGGGGCAGAGUCAGCUGUCGCCCCACAGCCCCUGUGGCGAGCGCCUCCUAGUGCCUGAGGGAACUGAGGAGGAAGAGGACGAGCAAAGCACCUCUCAGAGGGACAAUAACGGCUGCUCCGAAAGAGCUGGCGAAGGGGAUGGGCGUGACGGCAUCCAGAACUGCGCCUUCCACGUCCACCCGACCAGCCGGGUCUGAGCCCGUCAAUCAUCCUGCUGCAACCAAUGACUUGACUGUCCCAUGUUUCUACUGGAGUCCUGCCACACCCCCAGUCUGGCCAGGAAUACUGAGUAACUCCAGCGCUUGGCCACUAGGUGGCGCCGCAGUGUAAACAAUUUGAGGUGGGAAAAGGGGGUCGCUAUGCCAACAGAGGGAUUCUGUUUACAGAGAGGUGAGCUCUGCGAGAGGAAGGGAACGGAGAGAGAUAUGCAUGCCGCAGUUGCAUUAUGGGUAACGGCCUGAGAUUAGACUGAGAUUGUUUUAUCUUCUGUUUUACAAACUACAUGAUGUUUCAUCUUUAUGUCUUGGAAAAGUGGCUUUAGGUGUUUUUUCAUUGUAAAAUGGGUCCUCAGAACUUUUUCAAGCCUGCACACUAAAUACAGCUUCAUGUGUGACCAACACACACACACACACACAAACACAUAUGUACGUAAUGCAGCAUAUUAAUGCUGUACUGUACCUAAAUCCAACCUGAACCUCUGCAACCAAAAUCCUUUUUAUUUUUCUUUAAUAAAUCUGCUAAAUAUCCCCACAAACUCUAAACUCCUCUUCUUGUGGGGACAUUUGGAGUAUAAAAUAAUUUCUUGAUGAAGCUGAAAUUCCCACUAGGCCAUGAUCAUAUAUAGAAGCAUAUAUUACUAACACACACACCCACACUUGGUCUAAUUGUACUUGUACUCAUUGUGUCCAUAUUUGACUUUAUGUAUAAUCGUGCUGCAACACACCAAGUCUGCGUCAUUGUUUCGUGGUUUUUUUUCAUUACGCAUCAGACACAGUCUUCAGUGCCUUCGUGGAUGCAGUUGUUCGGGUUAUUAAUGCCUCAUUUUUAACUCCAUUCAUUGCCAUUAUGAUCUGUCUGGGUGUCGGAUGCUUUAAAUGUAAACACUGCAGCAGGGCCCUGUGUGUGUGUGUGUGUUCUGCUUUUAUACAUUUAACGUCUAUUACCAUUCAUGUAAACGUUUUUAUAUAAGUCUGUUUCUUUUACUGAUGGUUUUACUCAGGGGAUGACGGUGUGUUAAAGAUUCUGGGGUUUUAAAUAAAUGCUACAGGAUUUAUUAUCUGACCGAUAAAUCGAUUAUAGAAUUAGUGUGGUGGCCUGGGGAAAACCUGAUGUCGUGGCUUUACUAAAACGUCCUGCAAAGAUAAAGAACAAAAGCAUUCGGUUUACCUAUUGAUGUGUAAGAGCUGUUGCCUCCUACACGCUUUAAUCAAAUUCUACAUCAUCUGAAUUAAUCAGCUGUUAAAAUGCUCCUGCGCCAGACCCUAUAACUGCUCUAACUUUUCUUCUGACUGAGAUUAGGGUCGUUAAAGUGUCACGGUUUCACGUUCACACAGUUAAUCGCAUUAUUUUACAUCUACACCCUCAAUCAUACUUCUGUUUCUCUGCCACUCUUUCUUUCUCUCAGCUUAUACCAACAACAUGAUACUUAAAAUGGUGUCUAACUCAUUUUUUUGUGUUUAUUUUUAUUAAAAGUCCAUCGAUAGUGUGAAACCAUGAUAUUUUUUUUCCUACACCAUGAACCCUCCUAAUCCCUAACCCUAUCAGGGAAGUUUUCAGAGCUAUAUAUAGUCGAAAAUCUGAACAUUUCUUUAUCCCAGGCUGCCACACGUAUAUAUAUUUAGACAGAGGAAACGAUUUUUUUCCCUUGACAUGGGGGUCCGUUGUAAUAUGCACCACUGAACCUAUACAAAAAAAAGAAAAGAAAGAAAGGCAUUAAAGAAAUUUUAUCGUACCUCAUGUGUCCCAUUUGAUUUGUUUCCAUACACCAUUUUUUGUACAUUUUUGUGACAUCUCACAGUGUACUGGACUUUUUUUUUUUUUUUGCUCUGUUUUGCAUUAUUCUAUCCUCUUACUUUCUGUGCCACAUGAGAUCAUAUUCUAUUUCAAUUACAGUUUAUGAAAUUCAACUGAGAUGCAAAACUAAACUAAUAAAAACCACAAGGUCUAUAUCUGGAACAAAGGAACAACAGGGAGUACUCUGUCUUUCAAUCAUUCUCUUUUUUUUGUUAAUUAGAAUUAAUUUCAUGCAUCAUGCUCAUUUUGGAAACGUCUGCCAUUCAGAUGUCCAACCACAUGCUCCAUUUCCAUUUUGAAUCAGAGCCAUGACCUUGGCUCUUUAUUCUGGGUCAGACUGGGUCCACUAGAACCUCUCUGCAUGUAUCCACAAGUGAAAUAUAUAAAUAUAAAUAUAUAUAUAUAUAUAUAUAUAUAUAUAUAUAUAUAUAU
Molecule: messenger RNA, 3563 nt
Organism: Hemibagrus wyckioides
Lineage: Eukaryota; Metazoa; Chordata; Actinopteri; Siluriformes; Bagridae
Gene: camk1b
Product: calcium/calmodulin-dependent protein kinase Ib
Exons: 12
Coding region: 140-1315 (391 amino acids)
Biological process (GO): peptidyl-serine phosphorylation
Cellular component (GO): intracellular anatomical structure
Molecular function (GO): calmodulin binding; calcium/calmodulin-dependent protein kinase activity; ATP binding
Source: RefSeq, a predicted model, not a curated record